CAACUUUUGUUUCAAUGCGAUCCCGGAAUUCAUACAUGUUACCGAUUUGGAGGUUUCACCUUUUCCUGCGAGCGAAAAAAGUUACAAACCGCCAAUGAAAGUGCAAAAACAAAAGAAAAAUCAAAAAGCAAAAAUUAAAACAAAACUCUACACAAGUAGAAGAAAGUCAAUAAGUAGCAAAAAACGUGAAAAGUGAAAAGUAAUAAUAGCAGUCAACUCGUCCAGUACUCAUACAAACAUACGUACAUACAAAUGUUCAUAUAACCUGCUGUGAGAUCGAAGAUUGAAGUACCAUUUAGUGUUGACACUUAACCCCAACGCUAAACCUUUAUUUUUAUUUCAUAUGCGAAGUGAAGCCACUUUUGACUUUUAUAGCGAUUGUGAUAGAAAUAAAAUAUUUGUGAAACUUAUUGCUGAUACUUCCUUGCGCCUCAUAGCCGACACACUAAGCACCGCGGCAGUAGCUGCAACAAAAGCUGCUGUUAGCCAAGCAAAGUGUGUUGGCUGCCACUUAUACGGGUAGAAUUCGUUACGCGCUGCAUAUUAAAAAAGUCCAAUAUGUCAUUCUGCGUCAUCUUGACCACUCGCCUUAAUCACAUACUGAGCGCGUUUAACUAGCAACGGACAUCAACGGCAUCAAUCGCAGCAUCUUCAAAACGCGCACGCGUUAUGGCAGUCACCAUCGUUGGUUGCAACAUCGUUGAAUCGUUGUUGGUGUUGCUGCUAAGUGCAUUGUGUUGCUGGCAGUUGGAGUUGCAGCUGCGAGGAUCCACGUUUAUGGUUGCGGCGUUUAUUAACGUGCGUCAAACGCGCGAUAUCAUCAUUACAGAUGCGGUUAAACGCAUACGUCGCGACGGCUAUCCGGUGGAGAAGCAUCAUGUGCUAACAAAAGAUGGCUAUGCGCUCACACUACACCGCAUCCCGCAAUACAACACGUCCACAACGAUGUCGUCGGCAAGUGGCACACAUACGCGUCGACCAGUCGUUUUCCUGUUAGCCGGAAUUUACGCCUCCUCGGACGCUUGGCUACUCAAUGGUCGCGAGAACUCAUUACCAUAUCUGUUGUGGCGUCAAGGCUACGACAUUUGGCUGGGCAACAAUCGCGGCAAUAUUUACACGCGGCGAAACGUGUGGUACAACGCGACUGAACGCGAAUUCUGGAACUUUAGCUGGCAUGAGAUGAGCAUUUUCGAUAUGCCUGCUAUGGUAGACUACAUUCUGCAGUGUACGGGUGAGGCGAAGAUGCAUUUUGUGGGCAUCUCACAGGGUGGCACCGUCUUUCUGGUAUUGAACUCAAUGUUGCCGCAAUACAAUGCUGUCUUCAAGACGUCACAUCUGCUGGCACCGGUGGCGUAUGUGAGCAAUACUAAAGGCGGGCUGGCUAAGAUCUUCGGCCCCAUAUUGGGCACACGAAACUAUGUAGCCAAAGUGUUGGAGGGCAUGGAAAUGGUGUCUACCAACAAGUUUGUGAAAAAGUUCCUCUCAUCGCUUUGUUUCGAAAACGAGCGACCCAUGGUGUGUGUCAGCCGCCUUUGGCCAGCGGUAGGCUAUGACACGCAACAUCUCAACAAGACUUUGCUGCCCGAUAUAAUGGCCAACUUUCCGGUGGGUGGCUCCUUUAAGCAAAUUAUGCACUACUUUCAAGGCUACAUCUCGUCGAAAUUUCGCCAAUACGACUACGGACCAGAGAAGAAUUGGCUGAUGUACAAUCAACUGGAACCACCCGACUACAAGCUGGAGCUAAUUACGGCGCCGGUAACAAUUUUCUAUGCUGAGAACGACUACAUCGUUUCGGUGGAGGAUAUUUGGCGGCUGCUGAUGCGCUUGCGCAACCUUCAGGCCGUCUACAAGAUUCCCCGAAAACGUUGGAAUCACUUCGAUUUCAUUUGUGGCUUGGGCGUGCGUGAUUUUAUAUUUGAUAAAAUCAUCAGGGCUGCAAACUAUUACGAAUACACCUACAGUUGA
Molecule: messenger RNA, 1965 nt
Organism: Anastrepha obliqua
Lineage: Eukaryota; Metazoa; Arthropoda; Insecta; Diptera; Tephritidae
Product: lipase 3-like
Exons: 3
Coding region: 670-1965 (431 amino acids)
Biological process (GO): lipid metabolic process
Molecular function (GO): hydrolase activity, acting on ester bonds
Source: RefSeq, a predicted model, not a curated record